AUGCUAGACGAACAAGAUGCUGCUCCCUCUAAGUCGCCUGCGACGCCUGUCUAUGACAGUGGCUCCGAGAAGUCUUCCUCGGAGUUCAUUCCCGCCAGUGCAACCAACGGCGGUCGUGAAAUCUCAAGAAAGGUGUUGUACGUGGGCGGUUUGCAUAAGUCUGUGUCUGAAGAAGGUAUAAUCGACCUCUUCUCCCCGUGUGGCCAGGUGCACUCGGUGAAGAUUCUCAACGACAAAAAUAAGCCGGGCUUCAACUAUGCGUUCGUCGAGUUUAAGAACGAGCCUGACGCAGAAACUGCUUUGCAGAAGCUCAACGGUGUUUCGCUUAACGAAUCCGAGUUGAAGAUCAACUACGCUUAUCAGUCCGCCACAUUCAACACGUCGCAAAACUCUGAAGAACCAACAUUUAAUAUUUUCGUCGGCGAUUUGUCACCCGAGGUUGACGACGAAGCAUUACACAAUUUCUUUGCCGUCUAUUCCACCUUGAAGCAGGCCCAUGUCAUGUGGGACAUGCAAACCUCUCGGUCGAGAGGCUAUGGAUUUGUUACGUUUGGUUCCUCUGCAGAUGCCGAGAUGGCGUUGCAAACCAUGAACGGGAAAAUCCUCAAUGGCAGGGCCAUCAGGUGUAAUUGGGCCUCGCACAAGCAGGCCAACACGCGAAACAAUGGUAUGCGGCAGAAUAACCAGCGUGGGUAUCGGUCACAGUAUCCCAGAGGAUAUAAUGACGGAAACAUGGGUAUGAAUAUGGGCAUGUCCAUGGGUAUGAACACGCCUCGCACUGAACCACCAGUGUUUGUUCCUGAGGAUUCCCACUACUCCCUUCCUCAAAGACCUCCAGUGGAGGGCCAACAACCCAUGUUGCCUAAUGUCAUCCCUACCAAUGGUCCCGUCAUCACUCCCCAGUCAUAUGAUAUUGUCUUGAGACAGACUCCAUCGUGGCAAACCACGGUGUACUUGGGCAAUAUAGCCCAUUUCACUCAGCAAAAUGAUCUUAUUCCAUUGUUGCAAAACUUCGGUUUCAUUGUUGAUUUCAAGUUCCAUCCCGAAAAGGGCUGUGCGUUCGUCAAAUACGACACACACGAACGUGCUGCGUUAGCAAUUGUGCAAUUGGCUGGCUUUGGUGUCAAUGGAAGACCGCUCAAAUGUGGUUGGGGCAAAAGUCGACCACCAAUGGGUGUUCCAUACCAAAACUUUCCCAUCAACGGCCCCAUGCCCAUGUAUCCUAGAAAGCAAUAA
Sungouiella intermedia is the source of this 1236-nucleotide messenger RNA. The record is from the annotation of a GenBank genome assembly. Lineage: Eukaryota; Fungi; Ascomycota; Pichiomycetes; Serinales; Metschnikowiaceae.